UUUCAGAUUUUCUGAUGAACUAACAAAUUGUUUAUUUUUCUUUUAGGCUGAAGAGCUCGGCCGCAAGCCUACCGCAACGGAGCUGUAUACUCGGAUGCACUCCACGAAAGCUGAUAAGGGUGUCAUGGUAGACAAGAGGGCCCAGGACAUGAGUGAUGCAAUUGCUCAGAGACUUGCUGCUGCAUCGCAGCCGCCGACCGGAGAUGGUGGUUCUUCUAGCACAGCGGAAGUCGACGAGACCCAGCUAUUUCUGGAUAUCGAGGGCGUCAACAAAAAGCGACGUGUCUACGGGUUGGGUUCAGCGACUAGUGCGUACGUGGAUACGACGACGUCUAGUAGGGCGAGGACCAGGUCCACGCAGUCACAUCGAACUGAGGAGGAGAUCGAGCGGCGUGUGCAGGCAGGGAUCCAGGAUGGACUGCGCCAGAUUACCACUGAGCCAAAUAAACCGCUUGAUCCUUUAGAUCUUAGAAAAACCAUCAACUACAAUAAAAUAUUGAAGAAAAACUUCAAUAUUUUUUGGUUUAUGGAUCACAAACAAAACAGAAUUUUUGAGGAAUCGGAAAAAUUUAGCUUGACACUGUCAAGUUAUCACAGAUGCAUAGAGAUAAGGAGAAUCGUUCUUCUGUUAGUUUGCUUGUUGAAAAGUGCAAAAAUUAAUCUUUUUAUGGACUACACUAAUAGUUCUCAGCGAAUAUGGUGA
This is a messenger RNA of Mercurialis annua (annual mercury), 703 nucleotides long. RefSeq lists its product as uncharacterized. Lineage: Eukaryota; Viridiplantae; Streptophyta; Magnoliopsida; Malpighiales; Euphorbiaceae. The coding region runs from base 95 to 703 and encodes 202 amino acids. The transcript is spliced from 6 exons. The record is from RefSeq and is a predicted model, not a curated record.